Molecule: messenger RNA, 5003 nt
Organism: Anoplopoma fimbria (sablefish)
Lineage: Eukaryota; Metazoa; Chordata; Actinopteri; Perciformes; Anoplopomatidae
Gene: btg1
Product: B-cell translocation gene 1, anti-proliferative
Exons: 2
Coding region: 338-886 (182 amino acids)
Biological process (GO): negative regulation of cell population proliferation; negative regulation of mitotic cell cycle
Cellular component (GO): nucleus; cytoplasm
Source: RefSeq, a predicted model, not a curated record
UCCGAGACGUUCAUUCUGGUGGAGGAAAGCAAGCGCGGUGGGUUGGUAAAACGUGGCAUCAAGGGACCCCUCCAACCCUCCCCCUCUCUCUAUUUACCAACAACAGGCGUCUAUUGCCCAACACUGAACGGACUCGCUCUUUUAGAGAGAGAGAGAGACCCCCACCCACCACCACCACCACCUCCACCUCGACUUAUAAAUGCCAAGAGGAAAAACGAAAGAGACAACAGAGAAGGAUCGCUGCUCGGAAGAAGUGGAGAGAGCAACAGUCUGGACAAACACGUAGAGGAAGACAAGAUUAAAAUAACGCACGGAUCGCCGCCGUUUCCCGUUCUCAAUGCAUACUCUUUGUGCCCGGGGAACGAUGAAGCCAGAGAUCACCGCCGCCGUCGGGUUUCUGACGAGAUUUCUGCGCGUAAAAGGACACGUAAACGAUCGACAGGUCCAAACAUUCAGCCAAAGCUUACAGGACAUUCUGUCAGAGCAAUAUAAGCACCACUGGUUCCCAGACAGGCCCUGCAAGGGUUCAGGAUACAGAUGCAUCCGCAUCAACCACAAGAUGGACCCUCUGGUGGGGCAGGCGGGCCAGCGCAUCGGCCUGACCAUCCAGCAACUCUACCUGCUGCUGCCCAGUGAGCUCACGCUCUGGGUGGACCCCUUCGAGGUGUCCUACCGCAUCGGUGAGGACGGAUCCAUCUGUGUCCUGUAUGAGUCGCAGCCGUGCCCGGUAGGAAUGCCGACAAUGGCCGCCGCCAGCUCCUCCUCAGGAAACGGUGGGUCGGGGAACCCCAUGGUGGACAGUCACAUCAGCUGCAAGGAGGAACUGAUGGUGCUGGGCAGAGCCAGUCCCUCCAAAUCCUACAAUAUGAUGACUGUGUCCAGUUAAAGAGGCACACCGUCACCCCGGCCUACUUUUGUUCAGGGUCAUGUUGUUGCUGGUCAGAUCGUAUGAUCCGAUCAGGGCGAGCCUUUUUGAAGCUAAGAAUAUGAAAUGAAAUAAUGAAAGAAGACAGAAAAAAAAAAAAAAAAAAAUACAGAGGAUGUGGCCUAUCGUCCAGGUGAUGGAAACCUAGUAGGUUUUAAUAUUUUUUUUUUUACCCUCUCCCCCCCAUUAUCAUCUUUUCCGUUGUGUCAUUGGAUCAGCCGGGCACUCCGUUUUUUUUUUUUUUAGGAGAAGCUUUGUGGAAAAGGAACUGUUGGGGCAGCUAACCAACCAACCAACCAACCAACCAACCAGGAACCCCCACGGAGACGGGCUCCACCUCCCCCCCCUCGACUGUAAACAACAUGGUGAUCAGCUCCAUCUCUGAAGGGGCUGUCAUUGACUUUGCACUUUCUUACUUGUGGUUACUAUGGGUACAUGUUCGACACACCACCGCAAAAAAAACACCAAAACCUAAAUUGUAAGGAGUUAUAAGGAGGUUUUUUUAAAUUUGCUGUUUUCACUUGUUUUGUUUCUUGGUCGGGGAGGAAGUCGAGGUUUAGACCGAGCCUUUCACAAUCCAAGCUCAAGGUAAAGAAACACCCAAUGAGAGCAUCUCUAUUUUCUAUAAGACCCCCUUUUUGGACCACAGGGAAUUAGUUUUCUUUAUCUUGUAGCUGGAAAAAAAGGCUUUAGGUGUUAACUUUGCCUCCCCCCUCCCCUACAUCAACACAGAGCCUCAGAAAACCCUCAUCUCAGCGUUCUCUCGGCCUCUGUGUUGGCUCAAGUGGAAUGUGUUGUGACACCUGCUACCUGUGGAUACCAGUGUGUCCUGUUGCACUGUCGCCCUCCCAUCACCCAUGUAUGUGUAGCUUUCCAGGGGGGGGAGGGCAGGGGAUCCGUUUCCCAUCCCCCUACCCUUAGUUAAGGAAUGUUGUUGAAAAUCACAAUCAAGUUCCUGUGUUGUUGACAUCACCCUCUUUUCCUCCCACCACUUUGUCAUCUCUCCCGCAUCGCCAAAAUUCAAAGUGUAGCAAAAAAGGGGCGGGCUAUUUUACCCAAAUUUUGGUCACGUGGCCCUGUCAGGAUUGACGUUGAAUGCACUUUGACGUGAGAUUGUGUGGGAUGUGUACUUUGUAGAGAAAAUCGCCUGCAUUCCAUCCAUUCGAAUGUCAUCUUUUCACACCGUUUUUAUUGCCCUCCCACAUUUUCUUUUCUAGCCGUCUGUUCAUACUGUAGCUCCCACGUUGGGAUAGACUUUUGUCUAUUAAAUCGGGAGUGUGCUACUCUGGAUUUUUUUUUUUUUUUUUUUUUUUUUUUUUUUUUUUUUUAUGACACUGUAUUCGUGAACAUUUCAGAGCUGUGGAUUUGGAGAGUAUUUUAGGUGGUAUGUUAGAAACAUUCUGUCAUCCGUUCAUAUGGCACUGUUUGCUCUGGCAGGAUGCAGAGCUAAGCUGUUUCUCUUUCCCCUCCACCCCCAACACCCCGAGACACACAGAUGGUGAUUUGUGUUGCAGAUAGAAGAAAAAAAAAAAAAAAAAGUUAGUCUGAAAGGUCUGGACUAAGUGAUGACAGAGAGAUUUUGGCCAAAGGGAGGUCUGGAGCGCCCGACUGUUAUGAGAUUAAUUUUAACUUUCAUUAAAAACACCAGGCCUCGCCAGCCUUCUUAAAUUUAGGUCUUGUAAAAAGGAGAUCCUUAUAUGUGCAUUGCCUUACGAAGACUUUAUAGUCAUGAAUUUUGAGCCAUUCGUGAUUUUAAAAAAACAAUAUCGGGCGUAUUUGAGCCGGCCUGGUUCAUGCGCUGCCUGGACCCUCACCGGAGGUGUCCAUAUUCCAGCCUGGCAGUGUCAAAUCCCCGCCCCCCCCUUUCUUCCACUCCUCCUGGUGUGGGGGGAGUCAGAGUGCCUCAAGUGCCACAUAUCACCCCUCAGCUCAGACCUCCUGUUUCAGGCAAAAAGCAAGCUGCCGUGCUGCUAGCUGACCCCCUGUGGACGCAGGUAGACUUAAUGUGACACAUAUCAUCAUCCAUCACCGUGGGGAGCUGGGUAAGGAAGGCCGGGAUGGGGAGCUGGUGUGAGAGAGGUGGGGGUCGGGGGCCAGGGCCGGACUCUUUUGUCCAGGGCAGCUAAAAUCCCUCCAGCCCCCAACCCCCCUUCUUGACUUAUUCAACAUCCCCCCCCACCAAACCCUCUCUCAGCAGUGAUGGAUAGAAAACAAAAAAACCAGCACACGCACUUGGCGUGCUCACGCUGCACUGGGGCGGGGGGGGGCUAGUGAGAGAUGAGGAAACGUGGAUCAAAGAUGAAGAAUGAGGGUACUAGGCCAUUGUUUUCUGGUUUCAUCUCACUGGAUUGCGCUGCGCUCGAUGACUGAGUUUGAGUAGCAACUUUGUUUACAUGCAUAUGAAAGGGUGUGAUGGCUGUCAUGACGUACCCCCACCUCACUCCUGGUUUUUGGGGCUGAGUGGUCAACCGUGAGCUGGAGCAGAUGCCGGGAUCGGGGGCGGCUUCGGGUGCCGCCCGGGCCUUAGCCGCUGGCCGAAUCUGUCACAGCAGGCUGGUUCACCGCUCAUCACCAGACCUAUGGGUGUUUAAGCUCCCCCUAAGCCUGAGAGGAUCAUGGGUAAUAGAGCUAUAGCCUUUGACGCACUGCAACCCCCCCCCCUCCCCUCUCCAUCCUCUGCUCUCUGUUGAUACUCCCUUCAGCAAUCUGUGAAAAGCAGCGAUUCCAUGUUGGCCAGAUGGAGAGGAGCUCGCUGGGAUGGGAGCCCAGGUCUUUGGUUUCCCAUGAUGGACACCAGUUUUAAAAUCACACUGCUCCAUUUAAGCUUCUUUGUCAUGUGACAAGAUGUUUUGAAAUUGGUCUAUAUUUCGGACGUGAGAUGGUCGUCCCGUCUCACUUUUCUCUAGAUGUAUUUUAUGGUCACACUGGUAGAUUUUUCUCAUCUUUCCACUCUGCCAUCCCCCUUUCUUUCCUCCUUCAUCCUCUUUUUCUAAGAGGAUUUUUAGUCUUGUGAUCUAACCCAUUUUUAACAGACCUUUUGUUUUUUUAGUUACAAAAUAAAUUCAAAAAAUGUCACCAAAAUCCCCUUUCGACACCUUCUCAACUCUACUACCACCACCACCGGAAAUGGUUUUAAGUCCUCCAGUAAUAUUGAUUAUUUAAAUGGCAUUCAUUCAGCUUGUGCGCACAUAGGUUACAUUGUCGUGAGAGUGCUUUGAGUAGUCAGAGGUAAAAUAGCACAUAAAAUGCACUAAAUAUGUCAAGUUGAAGUUGUGUGACAUUUUUUUUGAGACGCGAGGAGUCUCUCCUGGAAUGUAUUGCCAAACUCAGGCCUCGGACAUUCAAUAAAUACCCUUUGUGGAGAAGUUGUGCAUGUUAAGACAUGAAACAGGAAGGGAACAGCAGUUUCGUUGUUGUCAAAAUUGUCAUCGAUUAGUUGAAUUAUUGCCACUUUCACAUUUGAGGUGUUUUUACAUAUUGUAGAAUGUAUUGUAACUGUACGGCAUAUGGUAGAGUACAUAACAUUACACAUGGGAAGUGCCAAUAAUUGCUAUCUUUAGGUGUUUUUUAGAUUUAUUCCUUUUUUGUAUUUCAUCUUUUAACAUGGAUAAUGCUUUUCGUAAGUGAAGCCAUUUGUGAUGGGAGUGUUGGCAAGGACCAAAGUUGUUUUGGUAAAAAAAAUAUUAGUUUCCAUGAUCUGUAAGUGUAGACGUAUCCUUUGUUGUUUAUUUUUUUUUUUUUUUUUUUUUUGGGGGGGGGGGGGGGGUUUCUUUCUUGUCUUUUCAGUUUGUUCCCUCUUUUUUUUUUUUUUUUUUUUUUUUUUUCUAUUUACGUACAAAACCAGAAAAUAGACAAAAAAAAUCUGAGCUUACCCAAGAAGAAAAGCUGUCUAUCUUGUGAUCUCAUGUCAGUACAUCUUUAUCGUGUUCAGUUUAUUUUCCUUGGGUAUGUUGUGAUGAACUGCUGUAAAUUUGUACAGUUCAUGUAAAUUGAUUGUGCGGAAGUUGUACAGAUUUCUAUAUUUUGGAAGAAAAGUUUUUUUUCUCUGUAAUAAAAGAUUUCCUAUCUUGGCAUCAUA